AUGAGUUUGCGCCCUCGAGUCGCGAUUCUUCGGCACAUAUUAUACUGUGUGUUAUCUGUUUCAACGUGCGUACGUCAUAUAUCGAAGGAAAAAGGGCCUAUCGUGCCUAUUGUAGGACUUAGAAAUUUAUCCUUUUUGUUUAGAGUGCCUAAUCUUCCUACUUAUUCUGUGUCGGAUUCUGUAACAAAACAUGACAUAUUACCGCUAUUUGCGACCGCCUUUACUGCUGAAUCGAAUGAAAAUAAAGAUAAGGAGUCGGUUAAUGUGAGAGUCCGUUUCGCGCCAUCUCCAACGGGAGAGCUCCACGUUGGCAACUUACGCACUUUUAUAUACAAUUUUCUGUUUGCACGAAAGCAUGGAGGAACUCUCAUCUUGAGAGUAGAUGAUACCGAUGAGAGUAGGGAAGUAACAGGCUCUCUUGAUACUAUAAUUCACGAUUUGAAGUGGUUGGGUUUUUCGUGGUCUGAAGGUCCAGGAAGCCCAGGUAAAGUAGACGAAUAUUAUCAAUCUAAGCGUCAAGAUGCAUAUAAGGAAGUGGCUGACCUCCUACUACAAACGGGGAAAGCGUACCGCUGCUUCUGUCGCAAAGAAGAUGUCCAAAGUCGUAGGGAUGCUACGGAAAAAAAUAGCGACCUCACGUACGAUAAGAAGUGCCGUCGUCUCCGCAGCACGGCUGUGAAAAAGCAUCUUCGAGAAGGCACAGAAUACACUGUAAGACUAAGUAAUGUCGAUAACGAAGAGGAUUUCAUAUUGUUGCGUUCGAAUGGCAUGGCGACAUACAACUUUGCGUGUGCUGUGGAUGACCAUAGUCAUAAUAUAACGCACGUGAUUCGCGGACUUGACCAUAUGGACAAUACCUAUCGGCAAAUACGUGUUCUGGAUGCUGUGGGAACAGCUUUGCCCAAAUAUGUGCACUGUUCUCUUAUGCGUAACAAGGACUUGAGCAAAUUGGCCAAACGCCUUGACGACUCUAUAAAGAUAUCUGAUUUGCGUGAAAUGGGCUUUUGCAAGUUACCGAUUGUGAACUACUUGGCUUUGCUAGGUACCAAGUAUGCUGAUGACCCCGUUUGCCGCGAUUUUGACGCCUUAGCUGAUAUGUUUGAUUUAGACUUGUUGAACCUGGCACCGAUUGCCUUCGACUUAUGCAAGCUUAAGUGGCUUAAUAGACGAUAUAUUGUCGAUCUAUCUUACAAGCAAUUUAUGGAACAGUUGCGGGAGUAUCUAUCUGAGACUGCUGCGGAGUUAACAUUUCCAAUGGACGCAUUGCUGCGUGUGUUAGAGAAUGCUCCAAUAUCACUCAAGAAUGGAGUCGACACUAUGCGUGAAUAUGUGUCCCUAAUAGAGUCAGCAUUGCUAUAUACGCCGCCACGUUUCGUUGGAGCGGACUCCUGCAGUUUCGGCGGUAUUUUUCUAAACCACGAAUCACAACGGUUUUUGGAAACAUUCAUAGAGUGGUCACAGCAGAUUGUUGAAGCAAGCGAUGUCGGUGGGUCCAUCCAUUCACUUUUCAAAGAGAUGAUCAAAAGUGAGGAGUUUACUGCAAUAGACGGCCGAGCGCACCUGUCUGUCGUCCGCUACGCUUUGACAGGUGUUACACGGGGUCCACCACUUAACGCCAUGGCUGAUUUGUGGCGAAUGGCGGAGAUACAGUCAUUAGACGGUUUUGUUACGCUACGUGAUCGUAUUUUGAAAUUGAGUGACCUGGACCUGUCUAGCGACCCAAUAUCUAGGCGCCUAUUUUUUACUGAUCCUAGAGAUCAGGACACAAGCUCAGUACAUGGAGAGUCGUGA
Molecule: messenger RNA, 1791 nt
Organism: Babesia sp. Xinjiang
Lineage: Eukaryota; Apicomplexa; Aconoidasida; Piroplasmida; Babesiidae
Gene: gltX
Product: Glutamate--tRNA ligase
Exons: 8
Coding region: 1-1791 (596 amino acids)
Biological process (GO): glutamyl-tRNA aminoacylation
Molecular function (GO): zinc ion binding; ATP binding; glutamate-tRNA ligase activity
Source: RefSeq, a predicted model, not a curated record